UUCGCUUUAGUCGUUGCUACAGUCAUUACGCAUGCGUUUGGUGUGGGACUCAUGGGCAAACCUGUUCCGGUCUCUAGUUCAAGCAUGAGGUUUUGCUCCGAGUUUUGAUCACGAACUUGCGUUUCACGUCCGUGAUUGGAUAAUGAUGGACAUAACAAUGUGGGCUUUCGUAGUUGUCGCUGCAUUAAGCAUUGCAUGCUUAAUAUACAGAGCAGUUCGGCCUAAAUUGUCCGUUCAAGUCAACUGCUGGUUCUGUAACCAAGAUAGCAUGGUGCCUUAUGGUAAUCAGAACUGCUGGGAUUGCCCCAACUGUGAGCAGUACAAUGGUUUUACUACAGAUGGAGACUACAACAAGCCAGUGCCAGCCCAGUACACAGAAGAAAUUAACCAUCCAAUUACUUCCAGUUCUUCACAAUUUUUAAGUCACAGUGAAGUCCUCUGCAGCUCCUGCCAACGCAAUCAGUUAUUGAAAGUCAGGCAAUUAGCCACUUUUGAACCACUUAUAGAGGAUAAUUAUGAUGAAGAGAUUUCAUUUUACCGGCAACAUCUGGAAAAAGUAUAUGCAUUGUGCCCAUCUUGCCAAAAAGCUGUGCAGCAAGAGUUAUCUCGUCAAAAUCACCUUUUGCAAAAGCAGUACCAACUGGUUCAACUGGGUUCUUCAUCUUUUCACGAAGACCACAACAUGAAGGAGCACCAAGCCAGAAGAAGUGUUGACAAACAUUUUACAGUAUUCUCAAUAAGCACAGUAAUAACCAUAGUGUGCUCCUGUCUUUUCCUGUGGCUUAGUAUCAGUCACCACCUACUACAGGAUACUUGGAUACAGUUGCCAUAUAUUUGCCACAUCCUGAAGCAAAGUGUUCCUCCAUCAGCUUGCUGUAGCUGUGGGCUGAUUGUCUGUGUGGCGUCUAAACUGCUGUUGGGAAAAGAAUGUAUAUAUAUGCAGGAUGCUGUGCACAUAAUGGCAUGGCUUACAGCAUUCAUCAUUUCCAUACCAGACAUCAUGCUUUUUCCUGUCCACUUCUGUACUGGUGUUCCUGUAGCUUGUGUUCUGUUGUUGUUGGAGUUAUUGGUUUGUCUUCAAGGUCACCAGCGAAUAAAUUUCACAUUUCCUGUUAUAAGGCGUUGUUCCUUCAGCUGCUCAGCAUCCAGUGACAUGGGUAAAGAAGAGACUUCGUCUGAUGAUAUAUCUUCAGUAAGUGCUGACCAGCAUCCAACAAAGGAGUCUCUUAACAAUACACCAAUGUCACAAAAAUCUUCACUUGCAAAAGCAAGUAACAAGGUCUCUGGUGAGCCAGAAAUGGACAGACUUGGAGAAGACUUGAGUUGUUUUCAAAUUGGCACUUCAAGCCAUGGUCAUAAAGGUCAUCCAAAUGAAAUCGGUGAAGAUAUUUUCAAGCAAAGUGCAAGUGUACCUAAGCUAAGUUCAGGUACACCCUUACCUCGACCAUUGAUUUUCCCUGCUAAGCUGGAUUUUGUCUCCUUUUCAAAGCUUCCAGAACCUCAGCAAAAGCUCCACAAGACUCAAGGUCUUUUUGUCCAGAAUUGGAACACUUUGUCUCAGCCCACAGAGAGUGUUUUGCUCAAAGUGCCUGGUCCUGGCGAAAGACUAAAUGGUGACUUGAAGUCCAAGUCAUGGUGGCGAAGUAGCUCUGAUGUUGCAGAAUCUAACAACUACAAAAAGGCAGCCAAAGAAAAGUCAUGGUUUGUGAAUCCUACGGAAUGUGAUAGUACUACACCAAAUUUACCUGACAUUACAUCUUGCCAGCGAACACAUACAUACAGGCAAAGCUCUCAGCUUCCAGAAUUUUCAGAUGAUGAGGAACCAUUAACAGCUGAUAGGUCUUCUAUAUCUGGGAGCAUUCAACGGCCAAACUCAGGUCUUUCAUAUCAAUGGAUUUUAAUGUGGAUUACAGUGCUGAUCAGUUUGGCAACAAAUGCAUUUCUUACAUGGAUGAUUCUGGAGAAGAGAUGACCAUAAGAAACAAGAUUUCUACAUGGUGAUACAAAUAUAGAAAUGAACAUAAUGAGGACAAGGCACUAAAAUGUGAUGCCCAGUCUUAAAAAAACAUAAAUCUGUGUUAAAAAAUUAUGUGAUUUGUGCUUUUUUCAAUAUUCAGGGAUACUGAAACUUACUGUGUCAUCAUUGUAAUUUCAACUCUUCUUAUUUUCAGUCACUGCCAUGAAAUAUACCCGUUGCUUCUAUAAUAAAAUUAUUUAAUAUUUAAUAAAAAUGUUAAAAAUGAACAUUGAUGAAGAUUUAACACCAUACACUACCCUUUUCAAAGUUGCCGAGGUUUGUACAACUAAUAUUCAAAACCUGUUAGAUGCAUACAUGAGAUCUCUUACUGUUGCGAGAUGUUUAAGGAUUAUUAUUCUUAAAAAAGGAUAUACAUUUCAUAAAUCUGGACAAUUUAAAGAAGAAAGGAGGGUCAACGCAAAUUUAGUUCAUGGCCCGGUGAUUCAUGAUGCCUAAACCUCACUCAAAAGUAUGAUGCCACAUCAAAGGCAAUCCAGCUCCUGCACUUAUGUGUGCUGGCUCAAUCCUUCAGUUCUAAAAGUUUGCACCCCAUUUGUAUUUGUAUCAUUGUUGUGAUUUCUGUUAUAAAACCAAGUCAUUUGUGUGUUAUCCAAUAGAUUAUUUAUAAGUUUUAAAACAUUAUCUAAAAGAAAAUACUUUCCACUUUGACAAACCAUGUACAAUCAAAACAUGAUCUCUUGUACUGCACAGCUACUUACAAACCAGAAAUAA
Pomacea canaliculata is the source of this 2749-nucleotide messenger RNA. RefSeq lists its product as uncharacterized. The record is from RefSeq and is a predicted model, not a curated record. Gene Ontology annotation, cellular component: nuclear membrane. Gene Ontology annotation, molecular function: actin filament binding; lamin binding. Gene Ontology annotation, biological process: nuclear migration along microtubule. The coding region runs from base 143 to 1972 and encodes 609 amino acids. The transcript has 10 exons. Lineage: Eukaryota; Metazoa; Mollusca; Gastropoda; Architaenioglossa; Ampullariidae.